Messenger RNA from Mytilinidion resinicola, 1888 nucleotides. RefSeq lists its product as uncharacterized. The coding region runs from base 55 to 1737 and encodes 560 amino acids. The transcript is spliced from 4 exons. The record is from RefSeq and is a predicted model, not a curated record. NCBI's taxonomy places the organism in Eukaryota, Fungi, Ascomycota, Dothideomycetes, Mytilinidiales, Mytilinidiaceae.
UUUGAAGAUCAGACGCAAUCAACACUUCUGUAAAUCCGGCCAGGCGACCCACACAUGGCUAUAGUGCGGCAGCUUCCCGUUAGCUUUCAGACUUCCUUCUCGAAUUCCACUUCGUACCCAGAGAAUCUCAUUCACAGAGGCACAAGCACAUAUCCUACUGCUCUCAAGGCUUAUCGGAAGCGUCUUGAUGAUGUGUCGCCGAAGCUCCUCUUACACAGCGAGACCCAUGCGGAGGUCCCGAUUAUCGACCUUUGCAGCGAGCUGGGGAACAAAAUCCAAGGCCGUUAUGUCAAUACCACCGCAAAGUUGACGAGUGUUCUGGGCAUCGAGUCACGCCCGAACCCCGCUGCCGCCACACAGAACGACAUCGUUGCCACGAAAAGAGAUCCAAAAUGCAGAUUCAUCUACUUUUACGGACCGCAUUCUAGGGCAAGGCUGAGAGCCACACGGGACAUACUCUCUCAGAUACUAACAUGCCAUCAAGUAAUGCCAGCCUAUCUAGAUUUCAUGUUCGUUUUUGGCUCCCAAAGCGAACCAAGAGAUCUCAGAUUUAGCGGUUUUCGGGAACAGACGGCGCUCUGGGAUCCACCACGCGGACAGGCCGUGACAGAUCUCGGUAGGAGUGGCCGGCAAUAUCAACUCUGCUACAACCUCAAAUGUGUCACUCUGAAGGCAAAGAACGAAGAAGACCCAUCGCUCACCGAAUGGUCUAUACGUCAGGCCGCUAUUCAUCACCAGUUCGACGUCGUCUAUGGCACUACUCUUUGGAUUGUCACCACAGGCCACAGCGACCUUGAAAAUAGGUUUCGCGAACUAACUGGAAAGGAUGGACGGCCGGAGGACAAGUCAUUCGACACCCUUGAGGAAUGCUUCCGAUCCAGUUUGUCCGCCCAUCUGUUGUACUGCCAUUGGUCCACAGAAGAAUGGCGUUGGUACAUCGGAUGGAUCGAGGAAGUGAUGGAUGAAAAAACGUUCGGCGCAGUCUUUAGUCCAACCCAUCGGCAAUACAAGCCGCAUCAUAUCCAGGAUCUACAGCAAUGGGAAGACAAAACCAACGAGGUCAUUAUGGUUCUCGAAGCAAACGUUGAAGUUAUGCGCUCGCUCCGCGAUUUCUACACUGCCAUCUUCAAGAAAAGAGACUUUCCGAACGCUCUGAAGGACGAAUGUAUGGAUGACUUGCACGGGUUUGCGGCACAGAUCGAUUCCAUGAUCUAUGACUUGAGAAUGCAGAUCGCUCGUGCAGUGCUCUUCGUUAAGAUAACAAAUGAUAGGAAGGAGCUUGUAAAGACGCAUCUCCAAACCCAAGCGACAGAAAGAAUGGAAAGGCUGAAUCGAAAUAUGGAGAGAGAAGCAAUUGUCAUGCGCAUCAUCACUUUCGUCACAUUGAUCUAUCUACCUGCGACAUUUGUAUCCACAUUUUUCAGCACCGACAUCAUCAAAUAUCAAAGCCAGACUGGUGACGCUCCGGGCGAGGGCACUUUCUCAAAAGCCGCGAUGAACCGAUGGAUACAGGUCACUCUACCACUUACAGUCCUGACCCUGCUUUUUGCUUGGUCUUUUCUGAAGCUCUCCGAAAGAUGGAGAACGAACCAAGAGAGUCCAAGGGCGAUACCGAAGCAGCAGCCGGCAAAGGCGACAAGCGGAAGCCCAACAGGCGGACUUCUACCGACGUAUCUUCGGUACAAGAAGGCGCAGCUCGGAGUGUCUAUCAGGGAGAAAACGUUUUGGAAAGUAUGACAGAUCCGCUUGCAUCCAUAGGUAAAGAGUGAUCAUUUGUAUACGUAUAGAGAGCGCCUUAGAGGGCUAUAUCACGUGAUGUUAGCACAAGAUCCAUCGAGUGCCGUGAACAGUUUGAGCAUCCCGAUUUGUCUCACAAUAUCAAUUCAAC